Messenger RNA from Huiozyma naganishii CBS 8797, 546 nucleotides. RefSeq names its product U4/U6-U5 snRNP complex subunit SNU23 (gene SNU23). Gene Ontology annotation, cellular component: U4/U6 x U5 tri-snRNP complex; spliceosomal complex. Bases 1 to 546 code for a protein of 181 amino acids. The record is from RefSeq and is a predicted model, not a curated record. The transcript has a single exon. NCBI's taxonomy places the organism in Eukaryota, Fungi, Ascomycota, Saccharomycetes, Saccharomycetales, Saccharomycetaceae. Gene Ontology annotation, biological process: mRNA splicing, via spliceosome.
AUGAGCGAUUUCGGUAGGAGGACGUGGGAUAAGUCGCAGUACGUGGGUCAAGGCAAUGCGGGCACAGAAUGGAACUUAUCCGAGGACGCACUACAGCAGUUGAAAUGGAAGUAUACGCAUCCGCACGAGUUGCUCUCCCAUGAGGUAUCGCAGUUGAAUAAACGGGUGUUGGGGGCUGGCGCGGGCGCGGGCACGACGGGCAAGAGGGGCAAACAGUUUGGGUUCUAUUGCGAACUGUGCGACGUCACGGUGAAGGACUCGUUGCAGUUCGCGGACCACUUGAACCACCCAGCGCAUAGGGUCAUGUUCGAGACCGUGUUGGGGGAACCGCUCAUCUUGGAACAGCGGGAUAACGACGACAUACCGAUAGACGAGUUUGCUGAGCAGUACGGGGAGCUCGUUGGGAAGUUCGUGAGGGCACACUCGACAACAGUUCCCGCGGCUCGAAGGGAUAACAGGGCGAAGAGGCCAAAGAAGAACAGCAUUGACAUGCCGUCAAGCGAGGUGGGCAAUGUGAUGGGGUUUGCCUCUUUUGGGGCGAAAUGA